AUGGCGGCACGAAGUUUAGCAGAGUCCGUAGCAAGAGUAGUUUCGGAAAAUAGUUUCACGGCUUGGGAACACCUCCUUACUUUUGCCUACAAAAAUUUCCAUAUACCUCACACAAAAUCAAACCGUACUUUAACCGCCAUAAUCAAAGAUAACUUGUCUCAUCCGUCAUUUCCUGUUGCAAAUCCUACCGAUACACCAAACACAAUAGACCACAACGCCCAAAUCAAUCCGAAAUAUAAGUGCAGGAUAAUUGAACAAAAAAUAUCCGAUGGCAACUUAAAAGGAGCGACUAGGUUAUUAUUUUCGAGUGACACUUUGGCGUCAUACUCUCCUGCCGUGCUUAGUGCUUUACAGGAUAAGCAUCCCGUCGCUUCCGCGUCCUCACUUUUACCCAGCCCACCGGGGCCACCAGCUGCCUCUCUCCAACCGCUGCAGGUAACAAAAGCUGCAGUUUUGCAUGCUGUGCUCUCUUUUCCUGCUGGGUCAGCUGGCGGCUUAGAUGGCAUCACACCACAACAUUUAAAGGAUUUGACCGGCCCGCUUGCUGGGGAUGCCGGUGAGACAUUACUGGAGGAGCUUACUGCGCUGACAAACCUAAUGCUCGCGGGCAAAGUUUGCCGGGAAGUUGUUCCCAUACUGUACGGGGCUAAUCUUAUUGCCCUUAAGAAAAAAGAUGGCGGUAUUCGGCCAAUAGCAGUGGGAAAUACUUUUCGGCGACUUACUUCAAAAAUUUGUUGUCGCGAAUUUCAUUCACGCUUAACAGAGAAGUUUAAACCCAUUCAGCUGGGGUUUGGCCUUAAGGGGGGUUGCGAGGGAGCGGUUCAUGCAGCCCGUUCGUUUAUAGAUAGCCCAAAUUUUGAAAUUCUGGUGAAGAUUGACGUCCGUAAUGCGUUUAACUCCAUCGAUCGCGGCGUUCUUCUGACCCAAGUAGAGAAAGAGCUGCCAGAAAUAUAUGGCUACCUUUGGCAAUGUUACGGCUCCGCCUCUAGCCUUAUGUACAAAAAUAUGGAAAUACCGUCUUGCGUGGGCUGUCAGCAGGGGGAUCCACUAGGCCCUGUAAUUUUUAGUCUGGCCAUCCACCCCAUCAUCAAUCAGCUGACAUCUAAUCUGAAUUUUUGGUACCUCGACGACGGUACUAUUGGCGGCAAAAAAUCAACGGUGUUAGCGGAUUUAAGGACUUUAAAUGAUAGGUUUGCGGAGAUUGGUUUAGCGAUCAACUACGAUAAGUGUGAGUUGUUCAUUUCGGACGCCAUGCCCCCCGACACCAAGUCGUCAUUAAUCAACGACAUUAACCUCAUUACGCCAAAUAUUUCGGUAUUGUCGCGCGAUACCCUUACGCUUUUAGGAGCCCCAAUUUUGGAAGAAGCGAUUCCGCUCUCAAUAAACGGUAAGGUCGAACAAUUUAAUAAGUGUUCGCAAUUGUUACACGAGAUUAACCCGCACAUGGCGAUCUACAUUCUGCGUCUUUGCCUGUUUUCACCGAGAUUUUUGUACAUACUCCGCUGCGCCCCAGUAUGGAAAUUCCCAUUGAUAACAUCAAGCGUAGAUAAUAUCCUCAGAGAAACGGUCAGUAAGAUCCUGAACGUCAGCUUUACACCAUCGAGUUGGACUCAGGCUACCCUCCCGAUUAAAUUUGGCGGACUUGGUAUCCGUUUGGCGGGUGAUCUAGCUCUCCCGGCGUUUUUGUCGUCUGCCUACAGUACAUUCACCCUCGUUCGCGGUAUUCUUCGAAUUCCUUCAACCGCUAACGUGUUGGUGUCGUGCUUGGCGGAUGCGGAAUCAGCUUGGGAGGCAGACCAUUCAGUCGAGCAGGUACCGGGAGAAAAAAUGAGUCAAGCGGCGUGGGACGUUUUUAAUGUUAAAAGAAACCUACAACUUCUCUUGCAUAAUUCCCCGAACCAUCAUGAACGAGCUAGGCUCAUGGCGGUGUCUGAAAAGGAGUCAGGUUAUUGGUUGCAUGCACUUCCAUCACGAAACCUGGGCUCCGCUCUGGAACCCUCAACUUUGAGGAUCGCGGUUUGCCUUCGCCUGGGUCUACGAAUUUGCGAGCCGCACACUUGCAGCCGUUGCAUACAGCCAGUUGACACUCUGGGGCGGCAUGGCCUGCAUUGCAAAAUGAGCGCUGGUCGGCUUUACAGGCAUGCUACCCUUAACGAUUUGAUCCGCCGCGCCCUCAGCACUGCCUCUCUUCCCGCGACGUUGGAGCCGUCAGGUCUCUGUGCAGCUGACGGCAAGAGACCUGAUGGCUGCACUCUCGUGCCCUGGAGCUUAGGUCGCCCUUUGGCGUGGGACGCCACCUGCGUUGACACGCUGGCUCCGUCUUACGUGGAAGGGUCGGCUCGGAAGCCUGGGACUGCUGUGGACCAGGCCCAGACCGCCAAGCGCCGCAAAUACGCGUUCUUGUCGAAUGAGUAUGAGUUUGCGGCGCUUGCAAUGGAAACGCUAGGCCCGUGGUCGUCCGACACCAAAAAUUUUGUCAGAGAAGUGUCAGUUCGGCUGAUAGGCAUCUCGGGCGAUCAUAGGGCUGGCGCUUUCUUUGCCCAGAGGCUAAGCCUGGCGGUGCAGAGGGGUAACGCCGCCAGCGUUCUUGCGACCAUGCCGGAAGGAAGUGAUUUGGGGGAGAUCUUUUAUAUUUAG
Cydia pomonella (codling moth) is the source of this 2637-nucleotide messenger RNA. RefSeq lists its product as uncharacterized. Bases 1 to 2637 code for a protein of 878 amino acids. Lineage: Eukaryota; Metazoa; Arthropoda; Insecta; Lepidoptera; Tortricidae. The record is from RefSeq and is a predicted model, not a curated record. The transcript has a single exon.